AUGGCAGGGACACGCCGCGAGCUGCAGAACCUCCACAUCGAUGCCAAGCCUUCUCUCACCUCCGGUCAGAUCGCUCGCUCUAACGCGCAGACCUACAACUACAAAGGUAGCAGGUAUGAGUGUGAGGCUAAGGAGACCAACAAUGGAGCAGCCCAGCCGCUAAGCACAACGAAGCCCUCAAACUCGAGGCGGGCGCUCGAGGCCAUCAUCGGCGAGAAGGUUGUCAACGGUAAGUCAAUGUAUCUGGCGAAGUGGGCUGACCAUCCUGCCGCAGAUGCAACCUGGGGUCCUGUGGAGGUCUUCGGCGCUCAGAAAAUGGCGGAUUGGCAGGCUGAGAAGUCUCUGCUCGAGGACACUGAGCUUGGUGUCGACAUUGACGAGGCUCUAGAGCUCGUGGAUCUUGUCGAGGCAGGGCUGCUCGAUGAUAGCAUUCUGGAGGCUGGGAACACGAUGGCGAGUUAG
Baudoinia panamericana UAMH 10762 is the source of this 462-nucleotide messenger RNA. RefSeq lists its product as uncharacterized. Bases 1 to 462 code for a protein of 153 amino acids. Lineage: Eukaryota; Fungi; Ascomycota; Dothideomycetes; Mycosphaerellales; Teratosphaeriaceae. The record is from RefSeq and is a predicted model, not a curated record. The transcript has a single exon.